CCUGGCAUUCUGGGUGUCCCCUUACAUGCCAUAUAAGUACCCUUUCCUCCCCCCUCCCCACAAUGCCAUAGUGCUAUCGCUCUCGGCAGAGGGGCAGCUAUUCUUAGGCUGUCUGUCCAGCUCAUCUGAACAGAGGCUGUUUGGCACGUGCCCCGCCCCCCUCCAAAUCCAUUUUCCCCAUCCGUUUGGAGAAAUUCUGUUGCUUAAACAAUACACAGGCUUUUUUGAACAAUGAGUUCGUACAACGUUUCACUCACUGGACCUUCGCCUUGGGGCUUCCGGUUGCAAGGAGGCAAGGACUUCAACAUGCCCCUCACCGUUUCCAGGAUUACACCAGGGAGCAAAGCAGCCUCCAGCAACCUGAUCCAGGGUGACAUUAUUGUGGCCAUUGAUGGGGUCAGCACAGAGGGGAUGACACACCUGGAGGCCCAAAACAAGAUCAAGUCUGCCAACUUCAAUUUGGCCCUUACCAUGCAAAGGUCAAAGCGACCCACUCCAGUUCCCAUGACAACACCAAGGAUUGACUCCCCUAUGCCUGUGAUCCCUCAUCAGAAGGUUAUUACCAACACUCCUGCCAACACUGAGUACCUGCCCAGCUUCAACCCAAUAGCUCUGAAGGACACUGCACUCUCCACCAACAAGCCCAUUGAGGUGAAGGGGCCUGGAGGCAAGGCCACCAUCAUCCAUGCACAGUACAACACCCCUAUCAGCAUGUACUCCCAGGAUGCUAUUAUGGAUGCCAUUGCUGGCCAGUCCCAGGCCAGGGGUAGCGAGCUGUCUGGUAAUCUGCCAGUUAAAGACCGUGUUAUAGACAGUGCUUCCCCAGUGUAUCAGGCCGUCAUCCCCAGUGAAACCAAUGAAAUGGGGCCGGCUGAUUGGGCCAAAAGAGCCGCCCAGCUGCAGUCCAAGUCCUUCCGUGUCCUCGCCCACAUUACUGGAACUGAAUACAUGCAAGACCCUGAUGAGGAAGCUCUGAGAAAGUCAAGGGAAAGGUUUGAAUCUGAAGCCAAAGGCCCUCGUUUUGCUAAACUGAAAAACUGGCACCAUGGCCUGUCGGCACAAAUACUUAAUGUGCCUCAGUCACUGCAACCUAACCUUGUAUCUAGUACUCCUGCUGAGCAUGCUCCAGUUUCCACCAGUAUUGCACACAUCUCUCUGCCUACUAUCGCUGCUUCACCCAAUGAGCUCCUUUCGGAGCCGCAGAUAGCCAAUCAGGCACCCGAGCCUGAUGGGGAGCAGAAUCCUGAGCAAACCAUGGUAACCAGCUUCAACAUGCAGACCUCUAUGGGUUACACUUCCCAAUACAAAACCUCCAUCUCCAGUUCUUAUCCCCAGCUCCCACCGAUGCAGCAGCCACCACCACCCAUGCAGCACAGCUCCAUCCAGAUCCCCGUAGGUCCUCCUCCACCUAAAGUGGUCAGCACUGCCACCAUUGUGCCUACAGCCUAUUCGGCUGCCCCAGCACCAGCUCCUCCAAUGGUUCAGAAAUCUGCUCCACCUCCACCUGCUCCUGCCGCAGCUCCUGCGUCUUCUUCCAACAGGCCUCCUUGGGUUACCGAUGACAACUUUGCCAAUAAAUUUGACCCCAGCAAACCCACCCCCACCACAAACAUCAGAGUGCAGCCUCUUCCCCAGGCGGCUCCGCCACCACCACCCUACAUCCCCAACCCCGUCCCUGCUCCCAUUCCCGUCCCCGCACCUGCUCCUGCUCCUGCUGCACCUAGCCCUGCGUUCAACCCUGCCCCCUUCCCACCUGUGGCUCGUGGAGUUGCUCAGAGAGCAGAGCGGUUUGCAGCCAGCAACAGAACACCUCUGUGUGGAGCCUGCAACAGCAUCAUCAGGGGACCAUUCCUGGUGGCAUUGGGUCGUUCCUGGCAUCCGGAGGAGUUCAACUGCCAUUAUUGCCACACAUCUCUGGCAGAUGUCAGCUUUGUGGAGGAGCAGAAUAAUGUUUACUGUGAAAACUGCUACGGAGAGUUCUUUGCACCUACCUGUGCCCGCUGCAACACCAAGAUCAUGGGAGAAGUGAUGCAUGCGCUGCGGCAGACCUGGCACACCACUUGUUUUGUGUGCGCAGCUUGUGGAAAGCCCUUUGGAAACAGCCUCUUCCAUAUGGAGGAUGGUGAGCCAUAUUGUGAGAAAGAUUAUAUUGCACUCUUCAGCACAAAGUGCCAUGGCUGUGACUUCCCAGUUGAGGCAGGAGACAAAUUUAUUGAAGCUCUUGGCCAUACAUGGCACGACACCUGCUUUGUUUGUGCGGUGUGCCAUGUGAACCUGGAAGGACAACCUUUCUACUCCAAGAAGGACAAGCCCUUAUGCAAGAAGCAUGCACAUGCUAUCAAUGUGUAGAUGCUUCAGCAUUGCAUCAAAAGCUGUCAGUGAAGGAACUAAAUGCAAUGAAUACAUUUGCAUGUGUGGUUUUUACGGCAAGACACCAGUGCCUAUCCAAAUGACACAAAAACUAAUAUAAAAGAUAUUAAAUAGCAUAUCAGUAAGAGGAUGAAACUAGACAUUUUGACAUUUUAGGUCAUUCUUUGUCUUUAUUAUAACCCUGAUACAUUUGCAUACAUGCACUUGUUCAUCUGAUACAGCAAUUGAAGAGAUAUAACAUUUUCACUUUUUUUUUUUUUUUUUUUUUGGUUUGGUGAUUUUAUGCAACAUACAGUGUUUGUGAUAUUAGCGACUAAAACCUUAAUUUGUUGAAGAUUGAAACAGCCUGAAGAAGUCUAUGCAUAUUACGCCUUAACACAUUUUAAUUAAACUUGAAUGUGUUUUUAUUCCAUUACUAUUUUUUUCUUGAACGAUAAUGAGGCCUAUAGAUCCCUGAAUUGCUUGCAAAAGAAUGUUAAAUAGAUUUGAGGCUGUAUGUUCUGCAGUCUUUUCAAUAUUGAAUGGGUGUUUUAUGUGUUACUAAUCUUGUUCAUUUGUGCUUUUAGCGUGUGAGAAAGCAAGUGAGCUAAUUCAUGCAUAUGUGAUGUCAAUAUUAGCAUUAUGUGUCAUAUUUUUAUCAACUCAUGUUAAGAAUAAGAGCAGGGCAUCUGAAAAGGUAACAGAAUUUAUUUUAAUUUAUUAAUUGUUGCCCUCGCAGUGUAUGCAAGACAUAGUUAGCUGUAAUAAUGUCCAGCUCUCAAGGAGGUUUUUUUUUUUUUUUUCAAUUGUUCAUUUUUCGCCUUGUCACCUGAUUUGAUUUCUGUUGUUAUUUAUUGUGUGCAAAACCUCAAUAUUUACAAAAUCUUUGCAAAUGGUGUACUGUUUUGAUUUUGCAUGGAUCAUUUACUUGUUUUCUUUGCCAAGAAAGAGAGAUUCAUAUUUUUAUUUAAUAAAUAUUUUUCGUUAACAAGACAGAGGCACACACAGGAUGCAAGUUGUAUUGUUAAUAUGUAACGAAUGGGGUACCUGAGACUUUUUUUUUUCCUGUGGGUAUAUGCUACCCAACUCUGAUGUACAAAACUUUAGGAUUACAGUAAAGAUUUAGUUUCAUGCCUAGUGGCUAUUAAAGAACACUAUGCUAAAAAAAUACUGAGAUUGCAUUUGUAGACACUGUUUUCCUAUGUGAUACUGAUAUUUUAUGCAUACAAUUCACUUAAAAUAACUUUUAUUUAGAGAUACUUUAUAAAUGUGUCCUUGAUUUAUAUAUGUUCACUGCCACAUAUUGAAGUUAAUGUAACCCACCACAUCAGCCGACAUGAUCUUAGGGCUACUUUUGAUUUUGGCUUCUUUUUUUAAAUAUUACUAACAAUUGUUUGGCAUGUUAAAAUUGCCUCUCUUAAAUUUAAUAAACUGUUAGCUUGUUUUUUUUUUACACAAGAUUAGCAAGUGACUUAAAAUUGCAUUAACAGCAGUGUUGGGCUCAGAAGUGGGAAUGUUCUAUCUUUUUAGCAUUUUUCAAAACCAGAUGUAUUUGAUGUAAUUUAAUGCUACUGAAUGUACAAGUAAUGUAUUAUUAUUUGUCAGCUGCUGUAUUCUUCGGUUCACCUGGAAAUUACAGAGACAAAGGAUUGAUCCAUAAUCACAUAAAGCGGCAGAUACUUCGAUAAUACAAUAAAGAACCAUAUACA
Molecule: messenger RNA, 4058 nt
Organism: Puntigrus tetrazona (Sumatra barb)
Lineage: Eukaryota; Metazoa; Chordata; Actinopteri; Cypriniformes; Cyprinidae
Gene: ldb3a
Product: LIM domain binding 3a
Exons: 17
Coding region: 232-2349 (705 amino acids)
Biological process (GO): heart development; actin cytoskeleton organization; muscle structure development
Cellular component (GO): stress fiber; filamentous actin; adherens junction
Molecular function (GO): muscle alpha-actinin binding; actin binding
Source: RefSeq, a predicted model, not a curated record